GACUCUGUAAUGUUCCGCAAUCUCCGUGUGUUGAGGUGGUAGCGUUCGGCCGAACAGCUGACGGGGACAGCCCUCUAAAGGCAAGAGAAGAACUGGUUGUCGAUUUAGCUCCACGAAACCUCGCAUCUUGUAACAACAUUCAUUUUUUUUCCAGAGUGAAGGCAUACGGAUUCAUCUCCACUGUCUAGGACAAGCGACGACUGGAAAGAAAUGUAGAGACUAUGCACUGAAAACCACUGGAAGUUUGUUGGAUCGGUCACUCCGUGAACGGAUUUUUGGUGGGAUGUUAUCAAGUUUGCGCCGAGACCGAUGGAAAUUUAUUUAGACCAGCAGUGGAGAGGGUUUUACAUGUAAAGUCUGAACACAUGUUCUACAAAUAUUUAUGAAGAAUAGCACUGCACGGGUACUGCCGAAAAUGUGCGUGGUCUCUGUGACAUACUUAGGUGUAUUGAGUAAUCUGUAUUUUUACCAAGCGUGUAGUUUUAGCGAAUGCUGGUACUAGAGUACAAAGCAGCCAGUUUAAGACAAUUCUGGACUGAUGUAUUCAGAAUAAAGUAUUUGAGAUAUUAGUCUGCAUCAUUUCAAAAUUCGAUAUUGAUUAGGCUACGUUUUUCAUUGCAUGUGAAUAGGGAGGCUGCUGUUCGUGAACGCUUCGCUAUAGCUACCGCGCGUGUAAUAGCAGUUGCACAGGAUGGAUGUCAAAGUCCUCGUGAUAUACAAUGUUGCUUAUUUGUACAUAAGAUCAUCCUUUAUGUAUUUAUUUUGAUAGUCUUUUUGCUAUCCAGUUAUAGACAACUUUUCUCCACAUUCCUUUAAAACUCUUUAAAAAGCAAGGCAAAGAUUACUCAUAAUAGCGGAAGAUGGGAGAUGCAGCUCUUCCACAACCAACGGCGGGUGGCUUUGUACCCAUGUUAGGUGUUGGCAUGGGGGGCUCUGUGCCCGGCACGGUCGCCGGGCAACUAGCGAGCACUAGAAGCUCUGCUGUCCCGCAGCUGCACAACGCUAUAGUGGAACGUUUGCGAGCUCGAAUCGAGCUGUGCAGAAGGCAUCACUCGAGCUGCGAAAGCCGCUAUCAGCGUGGCCAAGCGGAAACCUCGGACCGCGAGCACGAAAGCACGCUUCACCUCCUCAAUAUUGUGAACCAGGGACCAGGACACCGGAAAAACAAGGGCAACAAAAACACAGCUCAGCAACCCUCAGAGUACAACAGCAGGUUGAAUGGGGAGCAAAAGCCCCCGAACAACGCUGGAGGGGAAACGAAGAAUUCGACACGCAUAGCGCUCCAGGGCUCCUUGAGGAGGAAGAUCGAGGGACAACCACCUGGGUACAACCCCAAACAGAAUGGCCUCUCUGCUGGAGCGUUUGGCCCAGACUUUAAGCGUGUGCGAGUGGACGGUGACCCCAUGCGACACGGGGGCUGUGUGUUCAGCAACGGGCAGCAGCCCCAAAACCUGCCUGGGGACACCUCCAUGGGUGCUGGCCUACAGAGGAAGGACAAUAAUGUGAUGGGCCAUGCAAUUGGGGGUGACCUGUUCAACUUGACCCUCAAAGAGAUGAAAAGGGAACCAGGGGAGGUCCACUCCUGCGGGCAGUCGUCCUCUGACCCUGGCAUGAUGGUGUUUGACUUCAAAGAAGAAAGCGAUGGCCAGAUCGACCCCGAGCUGCAGGACCUGUUCGAUGAGCUCACAAAGUCGGUACCAUCGCUGAACGACCUGGAGUUUGAGAAGAUGCUGAAGCAGGACGACACCUUUGGUGUGGAUCUGGGGCGUCCCGGCUCGGCUGGGGCGAGCAAGCCAUGUGCUCAGAUGGAGAGGGCCAUAAAGACAGAGUACUCCCCGGGGUUCAGCCAGGCACCCACGGGCUCACCCCAGCUGCGACCAGCCUCCGCGGGGCCCGCCCUCUCCAUGGCCAGCACCUCCCUGUCCUCCUCCCCUGCCACCUCCGUCCCCCAAAACCUAGGCCAGGGGUCGCAGGUGUCAUCCGGGGCGACCAGACCCCUGACCAGCUGGACGGAGCUCUCACACUCCGAGCAGCUGAAGCAGAUGGCAGCAAACCAGCAGCCUGCCUUGCUGCACCACCACCAGCAGAGCCAGCCGGGGACAGCGGCCAGCUGGUCGCCUGCGAUGACCACGCACUCCUCUCCCGGCCCGUUUGGACAGGAGAAGAUCCCCAGCCCGGCCACCCUGUGCUCCCAGAACACCAUCCUGCCACCCAUGGGCAGUGGCCAAAACAAGGGGAUCAACAACUGCCUCUUCAAGGUGAACGGCAGCAGCGGCUCCACCCAAAUGGACAUGAAGGUCCUCGGCAGCAAGCCGCUGUCACACUUCAGCCCCAAGUCCCAUCCCAGUAUUAGCCAGCAGGUACCCUUGAUGGGAGGGCCCCAGAACAAGCCCACCAUGCACUUUCAGCAACCACAAAAACAGCAGCAGCAGCAACAGCAGCAGCAGCCAGCUGCCACAGUUCAGAACCAGCGUCAGCCCCCAUCCCACUUCCCAAACCCUGCACUCCCCCUGUGCCAGCAGCCCAAGCCCCUGCCCCAGAAGAUGGCCCUGAACCCACAUGUAGCAGGCCUCCAUUUCAAGUUGGCUCAGCAAAGACAGCAGGUCUUGCCCCCGGGAGCUCGCCUGCCAACGAGCAGCAGCUUUGGGAGUGUCUCGACCCAGUCGCUGCCGCAGCCUCAGACCCCGGCUCCAAACAGCCAGCCAAAAAUCCCGGGCAAGAACCAGGCCAUGCAGAGACAGCUGGCACUGCGGCAGCAAAUCAUCAGCGACUCGGACAAAAUAAACCCUCAAGAUCAGCUGAGCCGCCAUUUAACUCGACCCCCUCCUGAUUACAAACAGCCGAGAAGAAACAUGGUUGGAGCACAACCAAAUCCAUUCAAAGGGGGUGGUCUCCAGCUUGGCCUGAACUCUUCCCAGGCAUUGACGAGCACUGUGUCCAGCCAGAGCACCCUCCAAGCCAACUCCUGCCACCUUCCCACGAGCCAGGGCACCAAAAUGACCCCUUCAGGCAGUGACAGGAGAUUUGGGGGUGGGCCAGACCCUUCACAGGGUGGCUACAACAUCCAGACUGUAGUGAGCCAGCUCCAGCAGCACAGCCACCAAAACCAGCUGGGAAUGAACCAAAACAGCCCGAGAUUUCCCGGACCCAACAGCCUGGGCGGGGCUUUCGCAUCAGGUCCCGCCACCAGCACCCAGCAUAUGAGGCCGGCAGGGGGCCAGGAGGCAGUGGCCAUGCCCAGACAGCGACUGCUGAGUGCGAUGGCCAGUGCCAAUGCGGCGGGACCUGCAAACUGGGCCCAGGGCUCCAAGCAGCCUCCGAUGGGCAUGAGGAGGUUUCCCAGCACGCUCCCGCCCCAUCAGGGAGGGCAGACGAACGUGAGUGGUCAUCAUUUCCCUCCCAGACCCAUGGCCCCACCCAGCCAAUUGGCAGCAGACACCCCCAUGGUCCCUCUCAACCAGGCCAUGAAUGGGCAGACAGCAGUGGGGGCAGGAGUAGGGGUGGGCAGAGAUUCCACGCCCAGACCCGGCCAGCCAAGAAUGCCCCCUUUGCCCACGAUGGGCAGCAUAGGUCAGAGCUCGCCAGCACCGCCGGUGGCCGUGCGUGUGUUCGGGACAUCCCCUCAGAACCCACGCAGCUACCAAGGCAACCAGAGUGGUGAUCUGACCUUUGACUUCCUUCAGGAUGGCGACAACACAGUCCCCGGGAUCAACUCAGAUUCGGACUUCAUCGACUCCCUGCUGAAGUCGGGGCCCUCGACUGAUGACUGGAUGAAGGACAUUAACCUCGAUGAGAUCCUGGGCAGUCAGUCAUAGACGGUGGCAGGAAGCGUUCAACCCCAUGACAUUUCUGUAGACUUUUGAAUGGCACCGGCAUUAAUGUAUGGAGGAAAUCUGACUUUGGAUGCCAUAUGGAAUGCCUAAAUAGCAGACGCUGGAUACAUAAUUAUUAUUGAAACAAUACUGGCCUUUUAUAUUAUACUCUCAUGAUGAAAAGUGCUUUGUAUUAAAGUUUUUCAAUCAUAAUUCACCAUCUGUAUUUAAACUUGCUGCUGAAAGCCAUUUUGAGGCAAAUGUGCAGAGUGGCAGAGACAUUGUUAACAUCUUCUCCAUCUUUUGUUCUAUCAGUGAGACAGGCUAACCUGGUCAACCUCUUUCUUCCACCUGUGUAUUGUGAAAGCUGAGAUAUGUGUUUUUAAGUACUUUGGAUUGUGGAAACAAUUUGUGAACUUGUGUAUUUGCUGUGCAUUGCCUCUCACGAUGUCAGAUUCCCCUUCAUUGAUUUCAAUGCCUUUGCCACCUUUGUAAUUCUAAUUCCUUCAAAAUAUACUGCUGUACUGUGAGUAUACUAUUAAUUCUACUGCAUCGCAAACCACAAUACUCU
This is a messenger RNA of Megalops cyprinoides (Indo-Pacific tarpon), 4383 nucleotides long. RefSeq names its product mastermind-like protein 2. The transcript is spliced from 5 exons. Gene Ontology annotation, biological process: positive regulation of transcription of Notch receptor target; Notch signaling pathway. The record is from RefSeq and is a predicted model, not a curated record. Gene Ontology annotation, cellular component: nuclear speck; nucleoplasm. Gene Ontology annotation, molecular function: transcription coactivator activity. The coding region runs from base 861 to 3815 and encodes 984 amino acids. Lineage: Eukaryota; Metazoa; Chordata; Actinopteri; Elopiformes; Megalopidae.